AUGCGUCGUCACGAGGCCGAGGAAGGUCUGCUCCGGCGACAAAAAUUGAACGCCCACACAUGUGCUGUCCUCGUUGUUCUUGGGUUCGGUUCCUUGACGUAUGGCUAUACUGCGUCCAUCAUUGGUACUACUUUGGGCCAACCUUCUUUCAUCGAAUACUUUGAUCUCGCCACAAGAUCCAAUGGAACGGACCUAAUUUCGACGAUGAAUGGUCUUUUCCAGGCCGGUGGCGUUAUCGGUACAUUAAUACUACCGACGGUGGCAGAUAAAUGGGGCCGGAAAUGGGCUUGCGCUUUGUCCGCCAUCCUUGCCGUGAUUUCUGGUGCUGUAAUGACUGGGAGCGUCAACGUCGGCAUGUUCAUCGCCUUUCGUUUCGUCGCCGGCGCCAGCGCUUUCAUGAUCUUGGCUGCCGUACCAAUCUUAAUGAACGAAAUCGUGCCUGUUCAUAUGCGAGGCGCUCUAGUCGAUGUCCACGCAGUGAUGCUCGUGCUUGGGUACACAAUCCAAGGUUGGGUUGGCUUUGGAUUCUAUUUUUGGCAAAGCGGGAGCACAAAUACCUGGCGUCCACCCAUUGCCAUUCAGUGUUUCUGGCCGCUCUGCCUGUUGAUCGGUCUUUUCUUCGUCCCAGAGAGUCCCAGAUGGCUUGUGAUGCAAGGACGAGACGCCGAGGCCGAGGCCGUCCUAAUGAAACUUCAUGCAGAUCCCAAUGAUCCCAACAAUGACGCCGCGAAGGCCGAGUUUUAUCAAAUUCAGAAACAAAUUGCCAUUGACAAGACCUUGGGCAACACGUGGUGGCACAUUAUCAAGAAACCCUCGUAUCGAAGGCGAGCUCUCCUGGCCGUCGGCAUCACUGGAAUCAUCCAAUGUUCCGGAGUUCUCGUUAUCAACAACUACGGGCCCUCUCUGUACAAAUCACUCAACUUUUCAACGGUCAAACAACUGCUCUAUCCCGCGGCAUGGCUAACCUUUGCUCUCGGCCUCAAUGCGAUGGGCAUGCUUGUUGUCGACCGAUUUCCCCGCAAUAGGUUUAUCUCUUUCGGUGUUGUGGGUUGCAUGGCAUCGCUGAUCGUCGAAGCGGCCCUGGUCGCCAAUUUUGUCCCUUCCAACAACCAUGCUGCUCUGCAGGCGGCCGUGGCCAUGUUCUUUGUCUUCCAAGUCUUCUACGGGCUCUGCCUCGACGGAACCCAGUUCUCGUACCUGGGCGAGAUCUUUCCCACGCACCUGCGUGCCAAAGGCGUCUGUCUGGGGGUGGCCAUGAUCUCGUUCAUGAACAUCAUAUGGCUGCAGAGUGCCCCCACCGCCUUCGAGACCAUCGGAUGGAAAUUCUAUCUUUGCUUCAUCAUUCCUGGCACUAUUGGCGCGAUUGUCAUGUGGAUGUGGUUCCCUGACACGAAUGGGUUGCCGCUCGAGGAAGUGGCCGCGAUCUUUGGAGACUCGGACGAAGUUGCCAUCUACCAGCGCGAUAUUGAGGUCGAUUUCGCCACGCAUACGAUUGUGGACCACCAUGUGACAGAUAAAGGGGUGGAUGCUGCUCACGUUGAAUCUGAUUCGGUUCCCACCAGUGAAAAGUAG
Messenger RNA from Rhinocladiella mackenziei CBS 650.93, 1572 nucleotides. RefSeq lists its product as uncharacterized. Gene Ontology annotation, cellular component: membrane. Lineage: Eukaryota; Fungi; Ascomycota; Eurotiomycetes; Chaetothyriales; Herpotrichiellaceae. Gene Ontology annotation, molecular function: carbohydrate:proton symporter activity. Bases 1 to 1572 code for a protein of 523 amino acids. Gene Ontology annotation, biological process: transmembrane transport; carbohydrate transport. The record is from RefSeq and is a predicted model, not a curated record. The transcript has 3 exons.